AUGGGUUACGUUUUGGGUCAAUAUGAUGACACAGAAAAGAAAGAACAUGAAAUAUAUUAUCUCAACAAGAAAUUCAUUGAAUGUGAGACCAGAUACUCACUUUUAGAGAAAACUUAUUGUGCUUUGGCUUGGGUUACUCGGCGCCUGAGACAAUACAUUGUUUUCCAUACUACUUUAUUGAUAUCUAAAAUGGAUUCGAUAAAGUAUAUAUUUGAAAACCUUGUUGUCACUGGUAGAAUUGUUAGGUGGAAAAUGUUGUUAACCGAAUAUGAUACUCAGUAUGUGACUCAGAAAGCGAUAAAGGGGGGUGUUAUGUUUGACUACCUUGCUCAUUUACCUGUGGAGGGUUAUCAACUGUUGAGGUUUGACUUUCCAAAUGAAGACAUCAUGUUUGUCAAUGAUUUCGCUAUUCUAGGCCCCGGGGAAGGCCCCGAACCUGGAUCACGAUGGACGCUCAUGUUCGACGGUGCUUCCAAUGCUCGUGGUCAUGGAAUAAGGCAGUUAUUACUUUUCCAAGUGGCUUUCACCUUCCGUUUACUGUUAGAUUAUGCUUUGAUUACACCAAUAAUAUGGCAGAAUAUGAGGCAUGUACAUAUGGUAUUGAGGUGA
Molecule: messenger RNA, 609 nt
Organism: Lathyrus oleraceus (garden pea)
Lineage: Eukaryota; Viridiplantae; Streptophyta; Magnoliopsida; Fabales; Fabaceae
Exons: 1
Coding region: 1-609 (202 amino acids)
Source: RefSeq, a predicted model, not a curated record